AGAUACAUCCAGAGCAGAGCAGACACUGAAAGUUCUUCUCCAAAAUGUUAGCCAGCGCUGACUCUGAGUCUCCAGUCAACAACAAACCAGCCUCUCCAACCCACUCUGCUUCAAGCUGUAUUGUUUCAGUGAUCCUGGGGGUCUUCAGCCUCACACUACUGGCAUCAGGUGGAUACUUCGGUUACCAAUUCUUUCAGAUGCUUCAGAAUUCAGACGCAGAGAUACAAAACCUCAAACAGAAGCUGGAGAGUCUGCAAAACAGGACUGAGUGUCUCUAUGAUGACAGCGUGAUCUCCGAGAGCAUGCCAGAUGCUUGUCCGGAAUCCCUCCUCAAGGAUUUUCAAAACAGAGUUAAAAUGCUCUCUGAAGCCCUGCAGGAACUAAAGGAGGAUAAAGGACUCACUUGUCCAUUUUGCCCAGAGAACUGGUUAAAGCAUGGAGAAAACUGCUACAAUAUCUCGGUCAAAAAAGUGCCCUGGUCAAAUUGUUCUGCUCAGUGUGCGUUGUUGGGUUCCACAUUUUUACAGUCAGGCAAUCGGGAGCUCCUGGAUUCCCUGGUACCACUGGCAACCUACUCUUCCUGGAUUGGACUCUCCUAUAAAGACUCUAGCAUGAAAUGGACUUGGAUAGAUGGCUCCCCUGCUUCCUCAGACUUGAAAUGGAGAGAGACAAGGCCCGGACCUCAGCACACCUGUGCAUACGUAACGUCAACAGGCCUGGUGGCUCAGCAUUGUAUCAUCCCCCUCACCUGUGUCUGUGAGAAGAAUGCCUGUGAUACGUACUCAUAGAAAGAUGGGAAAACUCAUGCUGUCUCUGGAAUAUCUCCAAUUCAGUCACCUGCUGGAAUCUCCUGCCCCUUGUUAUGAUCUCUCUAUGCCUUUGUCCUAUAGUCCUUUCUCAUCAUUCUGAACUCUCUGUUGAAAUCAGGGUGACCUUGACAGAUAGAUUUCUGCUGUUAGGGAAUGGGACAGAAUUUCUUCAGAAGGAACUAGAACCUUCCCAGACUUUCUGCUCCUCCAGAAUGUUCAGGAACCAAUC
Molecule: messenger RNA, 1038 nt
Organism: Tachyglossus aculeatus (Australian echidna)
Lineage: Eukaryota; Metazoa; Chordata; Mammalia; Monotremata; Tachyglossidae
Product: oxidized low-density lipoprotein receptor 1-like
Exons: 7
Coding region: 45-788 (247 amino acids)
Source: RefSeq, a predicted model, not a curated record